AAAAGUCAAAAAUCCCUUCAAGUACAACAAAUGAUGUCACAAUGUUUCAUAACGAUGAAGCCUGUGGAACUCUAUUAGAGAUAAGGCAAAUUCAAGCCACAUACAGUCCAAAAAGAAGUACCAAACCAAAGACAUUUCUAUUACUUCCAAAGGUACCCAGAUUUACUAAAUUUGGAAAUAAUUUGACAAGGACUACAUUUAAAAAAGAAGCGGUAAAUACAAAAUCACACAGCUACAACAGCCAAGCUUCACCAAGAGGACAGAAACCAUUAAAAAUGAAUCCUAGAAGGGAAGAAAAUAUUGUAAGCUAUAAGAAGAUAUAUUUAUCAGAAAUGCAGUCCAAGGCAAUAGGUGGUGUACCAAGUGCACCCCCAGGGACUCCAUCAUCAGAUCAACUGAAGAAAAUAGAAUAUGUCCCAUCUCUAAUGGACAUUAAGAGUCAAAGAGCUAUCAAAUUAAAACUUGAAAAAAUAGUACAUAAAUUAAGGAAAGAAGAGCAACAUACUAAGGAAAAUUCAAUUAAACAAGACCAGAAAAAGCUCAAGGAAUCGUUAAUAGAAUUGAAGCAAAGGCAAAGAUUAGAGAUCUAUGCCUUGAAUAGAGUCAUGACAGAGCUAGAAAAUGAAAAUUUCAAGAAAUUCAUGGAUAAGAAGGAAGCAGUUUCUUUAGGAGUCUGAAAAAGAAAAUUAAAUAAAUUACAUAUAAAGAUAUUAUAAUAAAUUGCUAUUUUUACGAAUUUAAUUCAGUAACAUAAGUUUAACCUUUUCCAAUUAGGGCAUAAUAUAUGUGUAUGUUUCAGUUCAAUUUAGUGACUUUAACUCCCCUACUAGUUUGAGGGAGCUGGUAAGGUAAUCCUAGUAGAACAAGCUAGAGGGAGGGAAGAAUUGCAUUUUGCAGAGACUACUUUACCUUACUUCUACUUAAGAUCAGUCAGACACUCAAACUGCCGCAUGGCAAACUCGUGGAUCC
Actinia tenebrosa (Australian red waratah sea anemone) is the source of this 969-nucleotide messenger RNA. RefSeq lists its product as uncharacterized. Lineage: Eukaryota; Metazoa; Cnidaria; Anthozoa; Actiniaria; Actiniidae. Gene Ontology annotation, biological process: protein secretion; negative regulation of protein ubiquitination. Gene Ontology annotation, cellular component: apical part of cell. The record is from RefSeq and is a predicted model, not a curated record.